Zophobas morio is the source of this 1614-nucleotide messenger RNA. It is a transcript of the gene Prp31, whose product is annotated as U4/U6 small nuclear ribonucleoprotein Prp31. The record is from RefSeq and is a predicted model, not a curated record. NCBI's taxonomy places the organism in Eukaryota, Metazoa, Arthropoda, Insecta, Coleoptera, Tenebrionidae. Gene Ontology annotation, cellular component: U4 snRNP; U4/U6 x U5 tri-snRNP complex; precatalytic spliceosome. The transcript is spliced from 4 exons. Gene Ontology annotation, biological process: spliceosomal tri-snRNP complex assembly; mRNA splicing, via spliceosome. The coding region runs from base 77 to 1564 and encodes 495 amino acids.
UUUAUCGCAACGUCAAUAAACGACUGGACAUAACCUUAAACAAUAAGUGUGUGUGACCGUGUUUAUUUUGUGAAGAAUGUCUUUAGCUGACGAAUUAUUGGCGGAUUUAGAGGAAAACGAUCAAGAUGACUUGGAUGACGGCCUGGACCCUGAAGAAGAACCCGAAAUCAAGGAAGAAAAACCAGAUAUUAAAGAUCUUCUAGUUCAAGACACAACCCAAAUUAAUUCUGUGAGGGAACUCUGUAAACUAAGAGACUCUAGGAAAUUGCGAUCCAUAUUAGACCAAAUCGAACAAUACGUGAAAAAGGGACGCAAAAACUUUGACAUUAUUGGUCGUGUUGAGCUCGAUCCAGAAUACCAACUCAUCGUCGAGGCAAAUAACAUAGCUGCGGAUAUUGAUGCAGAAAUUGGUACCGUUCACAAAUUUGUACGCGACAAAUAUCAAAAACGCUUCCCUGAGUUAGAUUCCUUGGUGGUGAGUCCCCUCGAGUAUGUCAGAACAGUGAAAGAGUUAGGGAAUGACUUAGAUCAAGCAAAAAAUAACGAAAUUCUGCAACAAUUCUUAACCCAAGCCACUAUUAUGGUGGUGUCAGUUACAGCGUCAACAACACAAGGGACUCUACUCACAGAUUUUGAGAAACAACAAAUUGACGAAGCUUGCGAUAUGGCGGUAGAUCUCAAUAACUAUAAAUUAAAAAUUUAUGAAUAUGUAGAGAGCCGAAUGGCUUUCAUUGCUCCUAAUUUAUCAGCAAUAUUAGGAGCUUCAAUUGCAGCAAAAAUCAUGGGCAUUGCUGGAGGUUUGACGCGAUUGUCAAACAUCCCGGCGUGUAAUGUGCAACUUCUGGGACAACAAAAGAAAACUUCUUCGGGGUUUUCACAAGUGAAUAUGUUACCUCAUACUGGUUUCGUUUAUUAUUCAGAAAUUGUGCAAAACACGCCCCCUGACUAUAGAAGAAAAGCUGCGAGAUUGGUGGCUACGAAAUGUACUUUAGCGGCACGGGUUGACUCAAGACAUGAAAGUAAAGAUGGAAGUAUUGGUAGGAUGCUAAGAGACGAGAUUGAGAGGAAAUUGGACAAAAUGAUGGAACCGCCCCCUGUGAAGUUCGUAAAGCCACUUCCAAAACCCAUUGACCAGUCAAAGAAAAAAAGGGGUGGGAAACGGGUGAGGAAGAUGAAGGAGAGGUAUGCUAUGACAGAGUUACGGAAACAGGCGAAUAGGAUGAACUUCGCUGAUAUUGAAGACGACGCCUACCAAGAAGACUUGGGGUAUAGUAGAGGCACUAUAGGCAAGGCGGGCACAGGUCGUGUCAGGCUACCACAAGUGGACGAAAAAACCAAAGUCAGAAUAUCAAAAACUUUACAAAAAAAUCUACAAAAACAAAAUGUUUGGGGCGGUAGCACAACUGUCAAAAAGCAAAUAUCAGGAACUGCCUCAAGUGUGGCUUUCACGCCCUUACAGGGUCUUGAAAUAGUGAAUCCACAAGCGGCAGAAGUGAAAGUGAAUGAUUCUAGUGCUAAAUAUUUUUCAAACACGUCUGGGUUUUUCAGAGUUGAUAAAAAUUAAUGUAACAAAAUCUUUAUUUAAAAAUGAAAUAAAAAUUAAUCGCCUUUGGA